Molecule: messenger RNA, 327 nt
Organism: Lacerta agilis (Sand lizard)
Lineage: Eukaryota; Metazoa; Chordata; Lepidosauria; Squamata; Lacertidae
Product: cytochrome c oxidase subunit 7B, mitochondrial-like
Exons: 1
Coding region: 1-276 (91 amino acids)
Biological process (GO): mitochondrial electron transport, cytochrome c to oxygen
Source: RefSeq, a predicted model, not a curated record
AUGAACUCUGAGGGGGUUGGGUCCGACCCUGAGGCGGAUAAUAUUUUUUCCUUUGGCGAGGGGACCUCUGGGCCUCGUGGCGUGCAGCGUACUGUGGCAAGACAAAUUCACCACAAACAUGGACCUGAUUUUCAUGACAAAUACGGCAACUUUAUUUUACUUGGUGGGGCUCCGUUUUGUGUCUCUAUCUGGAGCUAUGUUGUAACACAAGCGGGGAUAGAGUGGAAUUUGUCUCCUGUUGGUCGAAUUACCCCAAAAGAAUGGAGAGAGCAGUAGAGAUGCUGGGUUAAAUCCUCUUCUGAAAAGUUGGGAACAGCCAUGGGUUCG